Messenger RNA from Pyricularia grisea, 981 nucleotides. RefSeq lists its product as uncharacterized. NCBI's taxonomy places the organism in Eukaryota, Fungi, Ascomycota, Sordariomycetes, Magnaporthales, Pyriculariaceae. The coding region runs from base 1 to 981 and encodes 326 amino acids. The record is from RefSeq and is a predicted model, not a curated record. The transcript has a single exon.
AUGGCAGCCAAAGGCCUGUCUAGCAGUCGCUGGGCUGCCGCCAGAUCGAGCUCGGUACCAGCCACACGAACCAGCAACUAUGCGCCGCCACCUACAGAAAGCCUACAUCGUGCCGCGGUUGACGCUCCGAUCAAAUCUCCUCCGCCACCACUGAGCCCUCUUCCGGCCCUCAACUCGGGCAUCCAAGUUCCCAACCCAAAGACGUCGUCCGUCGUCCCCUUAACGGUCAGCCAAAAGGAGGCCCCGCGAGCCGAGUCCGAGCUGUCGCGAUACUUGCGCAUAGUGCGGCGGAUGAAAUGGAAGCUGCCCUUUUUGGCACAGGGUUACCGGCAGGCCACGGAUCCGACGAGUCCCGACUUUGCCGAUGCGGACAUGAUGUUCAGGCUUGACUUUUUUGAAUACUACAUGCUGCUGGAGCGCGCGCUGGUGCAUCUUCAGGCGGUAUUCAACAUUGUUAUAACGGGCAAGCUCAACGAAUCCUCCUCUUCUUCAUCUAACGGAACUGGACCGUACAAGCAUCGGUACCACGCCAACGUUCUCGAGGCGUUGGACAGCACGGACAACCCCCUCCAUGGCGCGUUGGGAAAAGGUGACGUGCGCCGAGCUCUCGGCAGGGCCAAGGAUCUGAGGAAUAGGUGGAAAAACGCCGAUGAUGCCAAUAGGGAUCAAGCUCCCAAUCUGCCACUGGAGAGCUACGACCUGGAGAACAUACUCACUACCGUCUAUGGUGGUCUUGAUCAGGCCUGCAUUGUGGCGACCAAUUACGUCAACGAGCUCAAGGCAAUUGCUGCUGCUGCGGCCCGCGCCUCGGCCGCCGCGUAUCCCAAGUUCAGCUGGGCCGACGAGAUGGAGACGCCGACUCCUGGGAGGGAGGACCGCUCUGCGCCUUUUGAGGAAUGGCCCAAUCAGGAGAAGAGCAAGACGGACGAGGAGGCGGAGUGGCAGUUCAUGUUUGAUGCCAUGGACUGGCAGGCCAUAUGA